UAAAAUGCGCGUGAAGUUGUGAAGCAAUAGUCACAAUGUCACUCACCAUGCAAGACGUUCCUUCCUGCUUUCUUCAACCGCUGUUUAUCGACACCAACAUCACCUACGAGCUGGAUAUGUCCAAGUUCCCAGGUCUGGAUGACCCACAACAUAUGUACCAGCCUGCUCUGUUGAUAGCCACUGACUGGAGCGACUACGUCUACGGUCUUUUUGACGCAAAGCGCGUCACGGGUGAUGCUGUCAUCAACCUGAACGAAUCUACACGUUUCCAACAAAAUGGACCCUCCCCAACGGAGUCUCCAUUUCGUCUUCUGUCCGGCCCUGGCUGCUGCGGACCAUUAGAUUCGGACACUUACAAGGUCAUGCUUGAUGACGUCAUCAAAGACGCAGCACUCUCAAGUCACGUGUUUGACUUCGUUGAUACGGACCCGGAUGCUUGCAAAUCUGAUUUAACAGACAUUACAGGUGUAUUGACAGAAGGGAUAUUUGGAGAGGCUGACGUUUCUGGGGACAAUGAGAAAUACGCAAAUGAUCGGAAACGAAACCGGCCAUGUGAUAGCGAGUUUGGUAUCAGCGCACAAAAAAAAUCCAAAAUGGCGGACAGGUCUCUCGACCGUCUUCCGAGCCGUUUAUCGGUAUGUCUCACUUCAAGAUCUUUGGAAUCAAACCGAGGAUCAUGAAGACAAUGAGAGCUGUGAACGAAAGAACAGCUACAUUCCUGUUACUGUAUUUACCAUUAUACAGUUACCGGACUCUACUGUUGAUAAGUGCCACAAUAUUUAUGUUUUACACAAAACUGUUACUGAGUUGUUUGUUAUUAUAUUGUUUUAUUCAA
Haliotis rufescens (red abalone) is the source of this 835-nucleotide messenger RNA. RefSeq lists its product as uncharacterized. The coding region runs from base 36 to 680 and encodes 214 amino acids. The record is from RefSeq and is a predicted model, not a curated record. The transcript has 2 exons. Lineage: Eukaryota; Metazoa; Mollusca; Gastropoda; Lepetellida; Haliotidae.